This is a messenger RNA of Formica exsecta, 6890 nucleotides long. It is a transcript of the gene InR-2, whose product is annotated as insulin-like receptor. The transcript is spliced from 13 exons. Gene Ontology annotation, molecular function: ATP binding; insulin receptor activity; insulin receptor substrate binding. Gene Ontology annotation, biological process: protein phosphorylation; positive regulation of phosphatidylinositol 3-kinase/protein kinase B signal transduction; glucose homeostasis. NCBI's taxonomy places the organism in Eukaryota, Metazoa, Arthropoda, Insecta, Hymenoptera, Formicidae. Gene Ontology annotation, cellular component: membrane; axon; insulin receptor complex. The record is from RefSeq and is a predicted model, not a curated record.
UAUAUCAAGAUUAAAAGAAAUUAAAAAAAAAAUCCAUUAUCUUUCUAAUCUCCUUUUUCGAAUUUAUCGAUUUCAAGAUCAAUCGUCGCUUUAUUAUCAUCCGCUUUCGCGAAUGUUAAUUUCAUCCAAUUGUGCCAGAUGUCGUCCGGUAUGCGUUUCGUCGUUUCACGGCGAACUUCACGUAUUAGAGAAAAGGCGCGUCGCCAUAGCAGUAAUGGCGCGAGAGUACGUUGACCCGCUUGUCCGCGCGUUACAUACCGUCCUGGCUCCUAGUCGCGGUUGCGUCGUAGUACGUCAAGGCAAGAGAGACACACAUUCGCUUUAUCGCUCGUAUAUACAAAGCGUACCGGGAAACAGGAGGGAGAUCGUAGACGGGGCGGCGAGCCACUGCGCAGACGCUUGGGGUGGUGGGUGGAGGAGAGUGGGAGUCGCGCGGCCGCACGUUCACGAGGUAUGGCGUGGUGCGCGUUCUAGUAAACAAGUUGUGUGUGUCGAGUCGCGCGGGGAAUCUCGCGCUCCCCGAACGAGCAAUAGCGAUUACCGUACGUAUUUGUUCGACGAGACGCGACCGUUUCGUCGUGCGUCACGACGCGUCGCGUCGUCAUCGUCGUCGUUGUUAUUGUCGUCAUUGUCGUCGUCGUCGUCGUCGUCGCUGUGUAAAAAAAUCUCGUAUCAUGGUGAGAGAAACGAUAGAGGAUAAAUAAAUGAUAACUUCAACUCAGAUACAUACGAGCCGAGUGACUCUCGACACCAUUGCCGCGGACCGUCUCGGUGUGCUUACGUGGGUGUAUGUGUGUUGUUUCUCUCGUCUCUCGUUUGCGGAGAAAAGUGUUUACAGUGCUUGCCAUACCGGAUCUCUCUUUCUCUCAACCGAGGCUCAACGAGACGACUUUCGGAUCCGUGGCGAGACGAGGGAGUCGUCGGCGCGACGAAGGUGAUGACUCCGAGACACGUUCAACGGAGUUCCCCACUGAACGCCGCGUUUCAGGACGAUAGACUGCCUAGAUAUCGCCGAGGAAGCAAGAUUAUCAAUCGCAUUAUCGGGACUGCGCACUGAUUGCGGUGCCACAGGGUCAGUUUACUAAUCUCGAGUCGGCGCGCACGGCGGCGUGUAACUACUCUCAAUGGAAUUGUUUAGUGCGGUGACCUGCCGGCGGUGCCGAUCUUUCAGCACGGUCGGCUGAUAACACGCGCGCGCGCGCGCGCGCGUGCGAGCGCGGCUGUGCGUCUUUCUCUGUCCGUCUUCGCGACACGCCCACGAAUCUCUCCCGUGCGCGGUUACGAGGGGGUCAACGAAGCUCGACGCCGAUAAAUACGCCUCGGACAACGUCGAGAAAAGAUGAGGGACGUCUUGGAGCGGCCGUCGUCGAGUCUAUCGCCGCAUUAACACUCGAGCCCUUCGUUCGUAUCAUACAUACCGUUUGAACAGACGGAACGGAGCCAAAGAGAGGCUUUUGUUUGCUAGCGCGAAAAUCCCGUCGCCGCGUCGACGGUGAAGAGAGAUGCGGGCGAAACACCGCGACGCUUUUUUCCCUGCAUUCUGAGAAUUCGCGAGAAGAGAGCGCGUAAUACUUGACUUUACUUCUCUGACGAGAGAAAUAUUUCGCGUUCUUCCGGGAAUAUGAAGUCCCCGGCCUCCGCGUGUCGCAGAAUUCGCGACGCGACAUUCGACGAGGACGAGCCGUACAUCUCGGCGUUAUUAUCUUCUUCGGAGGCACGUCUCGUCACCCCCCGUCGCCACUGCCAUUGCCCGUUGUCGUCGUCGAAUUACGUUUCGUUCGAGGAUGCGUCACCCCAGCCGUCGGGGUCGACGUCGACGACGGCGUGCGAUCUCUGCGAGCGUCUUCGCGGUCGAACGGACGGAUGCUCCGAUACGGUGGACGCGAUACGGACAAAAGAGCACUUCGGCCAGCGCGAUCGGCGGCCGAUGAGGCGAAAACGCGACGAGAGUGCGAACUUGAGAGCGAAAAUUGUGGAAGAGCGCGACAGAACAUUGAGGUGCGAUAGACUCCCGCUCUGUGAAUCAUCCGCGAAAUGUGCUUCGAGCGUCGUGCGAUGGAACCACCUGGCCGUCAGAUUCCACGACAAGUCGACGGAGUGGCGGAGGCUCCUCUGGACCGUUUUUCUAGUUUUGCUUGCGUUAUCUCCCGAUCUCGCAGCGGCGCAAAAGCGCGACAACGCUUCCAACAAGACAGCCGGAGUGUGCCAAAGUAUAGACAUAAGAAAUAACGUGGAUCAAUUCUCAAAACUGGAUGGGUGCCGGGUGGUCGAGGGCUUCGUACAAAUUCUCUUGAUCGACCGGGCGGAACAUUCGGCCUAUACCAACCUCAGCUUCCCCGAUCUCGUCGAGAUCACAGGAUACCUUAUUUUAUACAGAGUAAGCGGAUUAAGGAGCAUUGGUAGUCUGUUUCCCAACUUGACGGUCAUUCGCGGGCAUUCUCUUUUCAUUAACUACGCCCUCGUGGCAUUCGAGAUGAUGCAUCUUCAGGAAAUCGGUCUUCAUUCUCUGACCAACAUCCUACGCGGAUCCGUGCGAUUUGAGAAGAAUCCGACGCUCUGCUACGUCGAUACCAUCGACUGGGACAUCAUCGCCAAAGCUGGCAAAGGGGAGCACGUUAUAUCGGGCAACAAAAUAACGAACGGUUGUCCAGUAUGCGACAAAAGUUGCCCACCAAGGCAGACGAAACCCGACGAGACCCUGUGCUGGAAUCGACAACACUGCCAAAGAGUAUGCAACGCAACAUGCGGGGACAACGCUUGCAAUGUCGGCACGGGAGAGUGCUGUCAUUCGUCGUGUCUGGGUGGAUGCACGGGACCGACGAUCAACAAUUGUACCAUCUGCAGGAAUGUGAUGAUCGCCGGCAAGGGGUGCCAGAACCGUUGUCCGAGCGGCAGUUAUGAGUUCAUGAAUCGACGUUGCGUCAGCGAGAAGGAGUGCCGGCUAAUGCUGAAGCCGCGCGAAUCGUUGGACACCGUCAAGUUGUAUCCGUACAAGCCGUUCAACGGCACCUGCGUGAUGGAGUGCCCGGCCGGCUACAUGGAAUACGAAAACGAGGAAAACGCUAAGAAUCUGUCAUGCCGAAAGUGCAAAGGUCCGUGUUUGAAGGAGUGUUCCGGCGCGAACGUGGACAGCAUCGCGUCGGCGCAAAAGUUGCGCGGGUGCACGCAUAUCGCGGGUAGCCUCGAGAUACAGAUACGCGGCGGCAAGAACAUUGUAAAGGAGCUCGAGGACAAUCUGAGCACGAUCGAGGAGAUAGACGGCUAUCUGAAGGUCAUUCGUAGCUUCCCGCUGAUAUCUCUCAAUUUUUUGAAGAAUCUGCGCGUGAUACACGGCAAUACGCUCGAGAACAACAAGUACAGCCUCGCGGUGCUCGACAAUCAGAAUCUUCAAGAGCUCUGGGACUGGAGCACGCAUCCGAACAUCACCAUCAAGUCGUCGCAAGGCUCUCCUAAGGUCUUUUUUCAUUUCAAUCCGAAAUUGUGCAUGUACAAAAUCGACAUGCUGCGAGAUAAGGCGAAAUUGGACAAUUUCACCGAGCACGAUGUGGCGAUCAACAGCAAUGGAGACAAGGUCGCGUGCAAUGUCACCGAAUUGAAGACCAAGGUCACGAAGAAGACAUCUAGGGGUGCCAUUAUCGAGUGGGAACCCUUUUUACAUCAUGACUACCGGUCCCUCUUGGGUUACGUUGUUUAUUUCAUCGAAGCGCCAUAUCAAAAUGUGACGAUGUACGACGGUCGUGAUGCUUGCGGUGGCGACGGUUGGCGGGUGGAGGACGUCUCCGCCGAGAGCGCAACGUCACAGUCCCAUAACGGCACGCAGCAAUCGUAUUUAGCUCACAUACUCACUCUAUUGAAACCGUAUACUCAAUACGCUUACUACGUAAAGACUUACACCAUAGCCACCGAGGAAUCGGGCGCGCAGAGCAAGGUCAUGUACUUUACGACACUGCCGGACGCGCCUAGCUCACCUAGGGCUUUGUCGAUCUGGAGUAAUUCAAGCAGCGAACUGGUUAUGUCUUGGUUUCCGCCGCUUCAUAAAAACGGGAAUCUAACGCAUUAUCGGAUCGUUGGCCGUUGGGAGCCCGAUGACCCGAAUUUCAUCGAUCAGAGAAACUACUGCGACGAACCCAUGUCGUUGCCCGAGAAAAAACCGAUGUCUGUCAUAGCGGAGGAAGAAAGAAAACGUGCCGAGGAAGAGAAGGAAUUGGUGAAAUCACCCGAGACUACUUCGUGCGGUUGUGCAGAUCGAGAAACGACGGAUCAGUCGAUGCGUGAAAAGGAAGUUUCCAGUUCGAUUGCCUUCGAGAACGCAUUGCACAAUCAGGUUUAUGUAAAACGGAUAAACGCGCGUAGAAGACGCGACGUCAAGAGCGAAAUGUCGAUCGCAGAAUUAGCCAAAAAUUCUAGUCACGAUCAACAGAAAUAUCAGUAGAAAGGUACUAAUGAUAAAAUGGAAAAUGGCACGUACAUAAUAUUCGAGCGAUUGAUAUCGAGUACAAAUCUUAGUGUCGUGAUGAAAAACCUGCGGCACUUCGCCGCAUACAACAUCGAGGUUCAAGCUUGCAGAGAACGAGUUGAAAACGAGGAUAUAUUGAAGAGAAACAAUUGCUCAACGAAGAGCAUGAAAACUUAUCGUACAUUAGCUAUGGAGAGCGCGGAUAAUAUUCCACCAAACACUUUCAAGCUGAGUAUUUCUGGCGGAAAUAACAGUCUCACUAUGGUUACGUUAUAUUGGGAUGAACCGUCUCAACCUAAUGGUCUAAUCGUCACGUACCAGAUAGAAUACAAAAGAGUAGAUAUAAAAAAUAUAAAAACAACGGUGGUGUGCAUCACAAGACGCGAUUUCACCAACGCAGGUAAUUCGUAUAUUUUGAAAGACCUUCCUGCUGGGAAUUACUCCGUGAAAGUUCGAGCUACGAGUUUAGCUGGAUAUGGCGCGUACACCGAAGUGAAAUAUUUUUAUAUAGAAGAAUACGGCGUGCUGAAUACAUUCUGGAUUUUCUUCUCAUUAAUAUUGGCCCUUAUUGUGCUACCGAGUUCUCUGGUCAUAUUUUACAUAUUUAAAAGAAGAUCGUUGCAGAAUAUGCAGAGUAUGAAAAUUAUUGCGACGGUGAAUCCAGAAUACGUGAGCACAGGUUACGUGCCGGACGAGUGGGAAAUGCCCCGAAAGAAAAUACAUUUAAUACGUGAACUAGGAAAUGGUUCUUUUGGCAUGGUAUAUGAGGGAUUGGCCAAAGAUGUCGUCAAAGAUGAACCGGAAGCACGAUGCGCUGUGAAAACUGUAAACGAAAACGCAACCGACCGUGAACGGAUAGAGUUUCUUAACGAAGCUUCCGUCAUGAAGGCUUUCAACACCCAUCAUGUGGUCAAAUUGCUGGGUGUAGUGUCGCAAGGCCAACCUCCAUUGGUAGUUAUGGAACUGAUGGUGAAUGGUGAUCUAAAGACGUAUUUGAGGAGUCACCGACCGGAUGUUUGCGAAAACUCUAAACAACCACCGACAUUGAGAGAUAUCUUGCAAAUGGCAGUCGAAAUUGCAGACGGCAUGUCUUAUCUCGCAGCGAAGAAAUUUGUUCAUAGAGAUCUGGCUGCUCGUAAUUGCAUGGUAGCCGAAGAUCUUACCGUGAAGAUCGGUGACUUUGGCAUGACGAGAGAUAUAUAUGAAACUGAUUACUAUAGAAAAGGAUCCAAGGGGCUUUUGCCUGUUAGAUGGAUGGCGCCAGAAAGUUUAAAAGACGGCGUAUUCACCAGUUUCUCUGACGUUUGGAGCUACGGAGUUGUUCUAUGGGAAAUGGUGACAUUAGCUUCGCAACCGUAUCAAGGCUUGUCAAAUGAUCAGGUACUGCGUUAUGUAAUUGAAGGAGGGGUCAUGGAACGACCAGAAAAUUGUCCCGAUUCAUUAUACAGUUUGAUGAGGCGUACCUGGAAUCAUAGAGCCACAAGAAGACCUACCUUUAUAGACAUUGAGACGCUGUUAUUGCAAGAAGUUCAUAUAGAAGACUUUGAGAAUGUUAGCUUUUACCACAGCCCAGAGGGGAUCGAAGCUCGAAAUCAAAAUAUUUCACAUUCACCGCAAAAUGACCAAGAUUUAGAAAUGGUUGCUCUACAAAACUUGCGGGAUGAAGAAAUUGAGAGAGGAGAAGAUUCGCCAUUGCGUCAAGAUUUUGGUGACUUUGCAAGUUUUGAACCUUGCAGUAUUAAAAAUAACUUGAGUCCUCGAUAUGGAACCGAUUCUUACGGUGAGACAUCCACUUCCAAUUUCCAUGACAUGAAUUCUUCAAAAGUACCUAAAGCUGGGUUCGACGAAUUUGUUGGCGUUUCUGGAGAUUCGCUCGUAUCUAGUAAGGACACGUUGAAUUCGCCUUUUGUGGAAGGCAGCCUUAAAUCAGUCAGAAGCUCGCCUUUUAUAUAUAAGAAAAGUACAUCCCGCAGUAACGUAAGUCAAGGUUCCCUAGCAAAGUCUGGGAGUCCGCAAAGUUUAGUCAAGCGAAGUUUUCUCGAUAGUCCAAAUCUAACUAUAUCUCGGGGCGAUCCUGAUUAUGAAAAUCGGAGUCCCGAAACCAUGUCAACUUUCGAAAAAAGGGAGAUUACUCCAUCGCAUAUAGAAUUUCCAUCUGUGGAUGUUAUGAACAUUCAGAUUAACGGUGAUAAGAAAGAGAGCAAAUGCACGAGCGAUUACGCGAACAAAUCGGGAACAUUGAAUAAUGGUUACAUUGGUAACACGGCUACGUAGCUUCAAUGAUAUCCCUCGACGUUAUCAGCAUCCGACGCUAAAAUUACAUAUGACAAAUAUGCGCAAUUAUAUCCUUGGUGAGAAUCGAUAUAAGUAUUUCAACAAAAAGGCAGUGUCUGUGCCAAAUUUAUGAGCGUAGUUUUGAAAGAAUCGCAUUGAG